GGUAGCACCAGAUAAGUCGCGAGAGGAAGCAUAAAUCCUGUCGUUUGCCUUAAGGACCACCUUGGUUAAAGAUGGUCCGGAGUGGGAAAAAUGGUGAACUUCAUCUUAAGCAGAUUUCAUAUUAUAAACAAACUGGUGAAUAUCAUCCAACUACACUGCCAAGUGAGAGAAGUGGUAUAAGAAGAGCAGCAAAAAAAUUUGUAUUCAAAGAAAAAAGACUAUUUUAUGUUGGAAAAGACAGAAAACAAAGUCGUUUGGUAAUUGCUUCAGAAGAAGAAAAGAAGAAAGUACUGAGAGAAUGCCAUGAAAAUGACACUGGAACUCAUCAUGGCAUAUCCAGGACCCUCACACUAGUGGAAUCCAGCUACUAUUGGACUUCGGUGACCAAUGAUGUCAAACAGUGGGUAUAUGCAUGUCAGCAUUGCCAAGGGGCAAAAAAUCCAGCUAUUUUCACAUCCAAACAGCACCUUCUCAAAGUGGAAAAUCCAUGGAGUAUAGUUACUGUUGAUCUGAUGGGACCUUUUCAUACAAGUAACAGAAGUCAUGUAUAUGCUAUAAUCAUGACAGAUUUGUUCACAAAAUGGGUUGUGAUUUUACCUCUAUGUGAUGUUUCAGCAUCUGAAAUUUCUAAAGCUAUUAUCAAUAUAUUUUUCUUAUAUGGACCUCCUCAGAAAAUCCUGAUGGAUCAAAGAGAUGAAUUCAUUCAUCAGAUCAAUGUCGAACUAUAUGGAUUGUUUGGCACAAAGCAAAUUGUAAUUUCUCAUGCCUCUCGAACUGUUGAUCUCACUGAAAAUACUCCUAGCAUAAUCAAAGCAUUUCUCUCCAAACACUGUGCUGACCACCCAAACAACUGGGAUGAUCACCUAUCAGCUAUUUCAUUUGCCUUCAAUAUAACUCACCUGGAGCCUGCUAAAAAUACACCAUAUUUUCAGAUGUUUAAUCGAAAUCCUCACAUGCUUGAGACUUCAGAUAGUCUUCAUGAAGUGGAUGGUGAUAAUACAAGUAUGUUUGUCAAAAUUCUAGAAGCAAUUAAAGAAGCUGAUAAAAUAAUUGCGGAAAAGACAACUUCAGCGGGCCAGAUGGAGAACAACAAUUUUGAAGUGAAUAAAAACAAGAUCGUUGUUAAAAAGAAACCAAAGCAGCUAAAUCCAUUUCAUCUAAAAGUGGGACAUGAAGUUUUAAGACAAAGGAAAAAUUGGUGGAAAGAUGGUCGUUUCCAAUCUGAAUGGGUUGGUCCUUGUGUUAUAGACUAUAUUACAGAGAGUGGGUGCGCAGUCCUGAGAGACAACACUGGGGCUAGACUUAAAAGACCUAUCAAAAUGUCUCAUCUUAAGCCCUAUGUAAGAGAACCAACUGAACAAGACAAUCUUUAUUUCUUACAAGGUUCAAUAGUAGCAGAUCAUGAUUAUAUCGGGUUAUCUGAAAUUCCAGUUGGAGCAUAUCAAGCAAAUAUUCUGGUAGAAGAUACAACUAUUGCUGUAGUUGAUAGUGAAUUGCUGACAUCAACCAAGGAUCGUGAACUACUAGAAUAUAGAAAUUCCAAAAUCUCUCCAUUGAUAGAAGACCAUGGCACUUUCGAAAAACAGACUUUCAGUCUGUUGGAUUCUUCAAACCAAGUCCUUGAAUACUUAAGUUAG
This is a messenger RNA of Elephantulus edwardii (Cape elephant shrew), 1637 nucleotides long. It is a transcript of the gene GIN1, whose product is annotated as gypsy retrotransposon integrase 1. The record is from RefSeq and is a predicted model, not a curated record. Bases 72 to 1637 code for a protein of 521 amino acids. The transcript is spliced from 8 exons. NCBI's taxonomy places the organism in Eukaryota, Metazoa, Chordata, Mammalia, Macroscelidea, Macroscelididae. Gene Ontology annotation, molecular function: nucleic acid binding. Gene Ontology annotation, biological process: DNA integration.